UUUUGUCAACAAAAGCCAACAUCAUCAUCACCAACUCUUUAGAUUCUCCCCUCUCUCUCUCUCUCUCUCUCUCUCUCGCUGGGAGCUUCCCAGGUCCGGCACUGAACAAUGCAUCACGCCUACAUCACACCCUCCCAAACCCACCACCACCACCAUGGCCACCUCCCCGCCGCCCCCAAAUCCCCCUCUGCCCCUCCCCCGCCGCCGUCCUCGACUUUCACGGUGAUCUGCGUGCUCCACUCGCUGCUCGCGCUCUUCUGCGGUUCCCUGAUGAUGUUCCACGCCCAGGCCUUCUACUCCCUCGGCCACGGCACCGACGCUGCCGACCGCCUCCUCGGAUCGACCCCACAGGACCGGCUCCUGAUACGGACCUCCGACUCCUUCGCGGGCCUGCUGCUCCUCGCCAUCGGGCUCCUGCUCCUGAUGGUGUCCAACAUAAAGGACCGGGAGUUCCAGGACUUCUUCGCCAAGGGGUGCACGGUGCUGCACGUGAUCGUGGCGGUGUGGAGGGUGUCCUUCGAGCGGAGGGUGGAGGACCUGGCCGGAGACUGCCUCCGGCAGACGGUGGGAGACUUCUUGCUGGCUCUGUCGUGGGUCCUCUUUGUUGUCUACUCCUGGAGGGAGAAGUACGACUGACCCCGAAAUGGAAUCUCGUGUGUUUUUGCUAUUUUCCUCUUAAUUUUGGCCAAAAUAAGGUUUUAGUGUAAAGAAGGAAAAAACGGAUUUUGAGUUGUUUUUCUUUUUCAGUUUUGGAUCUUCUUUUGCUUUGGGUAAGUGGGUGUCUGUGAAGAUGCUGGAUCAUGACCUGUGUUAGCGUUGUAACAUCUGAGCUCUUUAAGGAAGGUAUAAGAUCUUGGGAUACCAUCUGUAUACUGUAGAUAUGCGGUACUUGACGAUCUUUUUAACUAUCUU
Molecule: messenger RNA, 912 nt
Organism: Rhodamnia argentea
Lineage: Eukaryota; Viridiplantae; Streptophyta; Magnoliopsida; Myrtales; Myrtaceae
Exons: 2
Coding region: 109-636 (175 amino acids)
Source: RefSeq, a predicted model, not a curated record